Austrofundulus limnaeus is the source of this 4957-nucleotide messenger RNA. RefSeq names its product SMYD family member 5 (gene smyd5). Gene Ontology annotation, biological process: negative regulation of gene expression, epigenetic. NCBI's taxonomy places the organism in Eukaryota, Metazoa, Chordata, Actinopteri, Cyprinodontiformes, Rivulidae. Gene Ontology annotation, molecular function: histone H4K20 methyltransferase activity; protein binding. The record is from RefSeq and is a predicted model, not a curated record.
GGUAAAGGUCUCUUUGCUAAAAAGAGCAUAAAAAGGGGUGAAACCAUUUUCACAGAGCGGCCUCUUGUUUCUGCUCAGUUCCUGUGGAACGCUUUGUAUAAAUAUCAAGCCUGUGAGUACUGCCUGCGUGCUCUGGAGACYGCAGAAGAAAAUGCACGAAGACUCAGCGGCAACCCUGCACUCACCCUUCCUCAUCCUGAACUCUGCCGUGUUCGUCCGGAGCUGCACCAGGCCUGCCCUCAGUGUCAGGUGAAGUACUGCAGCAGUGAGUGUCGACAAGCUGCUGCGGAUCAGUACCAUCGGGUUCUGUGUCUGGGUCCGUCUCAGGAAGAUCCAGACCACCCYGUCAACAAGCUGAAGGAUGCGUGGAGGAGUAUGCAUUAUCCCCCGGAGACCUCCAGCAUCGUGCUCAUGGCCAAAAUGGUAGCUGUGGUCAAACAGGCCAAAGAUAAAGCACACUGGCAGAAGCUGUUUUCUCACUUCUGCAGCCGGACAGCGAACGAGGAGGAGGAGAUCGCCCAUAAGCUCCUGGGAGAACAGUUCAAGGGGCAGUUGGCCUUGUUACACAGUCUGUUUACAGCCGCACUUUAUGAUGAGCAUCUCAGUCGGUGGUUUGUGCCUGAGGGUUUCUGCUCUCUGUUUGCCUUGGUGGGAACAAACGGUCAGGGCAUCGGCACCAGUUCCUUGAGUCAGUGGGUUCACGCCUGCGACGCACUGGAGCUUCCCGCCCAGCAGAGGGAGCAGUUGGACUCUUUUAUCGACCAGCUGUACAAGGACAUCGAAAAAGAAACGGGAGACUUUCUGAACUGUGAGGGCUCUGGACUUUUUCUGCUCCAAAGCUCCUGUAACCACAGCUGCAUCCCGAACGCAGAGGCGUCUUUCCCCGACAACAAUUUCCUGCUUCACCUCGGUGCCCUGAGCGACAUCAGCCCAGGAGAGGAGAUCUGCAUCAGUUACUUGGAUUGCUGUCAGCGGGACCGAAGCAGACACAGCAGGCACAAAAUUCUGAGGGAGAACUACCUGUUUGGCUGCUCGUGUCCAAAGUGCGUGUCCCAGUUGGACGAGCCGGAUGUGACAUCUGAGGAGGAAGAGGAGGAAGAGGGCGAGGCAGAAGGGGAAACAGAGGGGGACGAGAUGGAAGAUGAGAUGACAGAUGUUUGAUGAAGGACUUUUAGAUGCAUUUCAGCGACUGCGAGGCCAAAAAAUAAUAAAGACGAGUUCAGACCGUCAUCUGCAUGUGACCGGAGCUGCUCCAAAGCGUAGAACUGUGCCCAUAUUUCACUCAGUUUCAAGACCGUCUGCUGUAUUUCAAAGCUAACUAAAAGAUUAAAACACCAACUCUACAGAGUUCCAACAUUUUUUUAGGAUUCGUGGGUGUUUUUAACUCAUAAGAAUUACAAAAACGGCUGAAAAAUUCACCCGUUGAACCUGCGUUCGUCGUUUUGUUUUCACAGCUAAGUCUUCAGCAGUUGUGUUGGCAAACACUCUCCUGGUAUAAAUCCAGCUCGCAGCCAACAAAAUCAGUAUUCAACCUGUGUUUCUGGCACUCAGCGGGUGUGCAGAGAAAUUUGUAAGGUUUUUUUUAUUAUGCUCGCCUCUUUCAUGUUUUACUCAAACUGUUUCUGCCACUUUUCAAGUACAAUCUGACUUUUAAAUCCAUCUUUCACCCUUUCUGAGAAAAAUGACUCGUUAUCAUAAUCACGCAGAUAAUUGGUUACGCGUUACCUUUGCCUGUUUGCUGAUUUUUGUUGGCUGCAGGAAUAAUUUGUAGCUUUAUAAACAGUUUAAAUGUUACAGGUGCUCAUUGCAAAGUAGAAAGAAACUUGAUAAAGUAAGAAACAAAAUAUAAAAAAUAUAUAUAAAAAAAUACAAAGCUUUUUUUUCUCGUUGAUGGUUAAUUUGUCUUUAAAUGAAAUAUUGUACGUAAAAUUGUUUACCUACAGAAAGAGCUGAAGUGACUGGAAUUAAGUUAGAAGUUAAAUUUGUUUACCUACACAGACUACUGACUCAGCGAUUCUUGAAGCCGGUGCUGCCGAGGCAAUAGAAAACAGAAUGGGUCCAGUUUCUGAGUUUUAAAGUGAUGUUAGCAUCAUCAUUGCUAACGCGGGCUAAUGUUCAAAGCAGCGACAAACUUUCUUCGCAGUGCUCGCUAUUCCAACUCUUGACUCGCCGCAGAGGCGUGUCUCUGAGUGAGAGGCUUUUUCACCUGAACCAGGAACUGUGACAUAAAUAUGUACCAAACCAUUUCUUGUUUUUAUCACUUCAGUAGAAAAAAUAACUUAAUAUUAGUUUCUUAAUUUCUUCAUCAUCAGUGAUUUUUUUUAGGUAAAUAGGAAAUAGGAAAAGAGGGAAAAACAAAGAGGAAAUGUAAUUAGAAAGAUUGACAUAAAUAUGUACCAAACCAUUUCAACCAAUAGGAAAAUUCACCUGCAGUAACCACUGUUCAGCCCUUAGAGGGCAGCACCGAGACAGUUUUAGACCAAAUAUUGCAGAAUUAAACAAAUUUACAUGAAAGUGUCAAAACGUGCACAGAAAUACAGAGAUAACACCCUUACAGCACGAUUUAGACAGUUUAUCCACCCCCCCCCCCCCAGUUGUUUUGGGGUUUAGUUUAAAGUUUGAACCRUUGUGCAGCUUAAAGCACUUUUUUAGCUUUUGUGAUGGAUCAACUUCUAAACAGAAAAAGGACAAACUUGUCCAGAACUGUUACGAUGCUCAAAUGCUUGGAAUAAUGCCUAAAAUAAUCCGGAGGUUCAAAAUAGAGGUAGGGUUAUACCGUUGUGCAAUAAUUUCACUAUAAUUAAAAUGUAUUAAUUACUAUAGUAGCUCACAAUAUCAUAUACAAUAUUGCCAGAGCAAAUACAGUGAUCAUAUUAACAGCAAUAUGACCAAUGGGGUUGGGUGAUUAACAUAUAAUCUGCAUACAAUUUAGAGGCAGACCAACAUAUAAUUCAUUAAAUGCUGAGUAUAAAACAUCCUUCUUGGCUGCACAUCAGAUUUGGUGUAAAGAAUAACUGGCUAAUGUACGUGUUUUUGAUUCAAUGGUGGUAAGUGUGUUUUUAUUUUGAUCUGUUUUUAAACAAUUACAUACAAUUAAAAUAGUCCAUAUACCUGUAUAUUUGUAAUAUUAAGUGGCCAAAAUAAUCUGCAGGUGGCAAAUAUGAUACGUGACCAAGAUCACUGUAAACCACAGCGACAUAUUUAGCACCUGUACCGUAAUACUAGUCCUCAGUGUGAUAAUCUGACGCUUUCAUUAUAUAUUCUAACUUAUUUUCAUGUGAAUAUUGUUGCACAUACAUACGGCAUAUUAAUCUCCAUGGUCCAUUUUCACACUUAUUCAUGUUGCACACCAGCACCGGAUGCUCCCUAACUGGACUGUGAUGCUCUGCGCUAGGCAAAGAUGGCGUUUAAGAACAUUUAAGAAGAUUUACACAUCACUGUAUCAUGAAAACUACGAGAGUAAACUCUUUCAAAAUGCRCUUCUUGGGAAAGUUCCGAUAUUUUAAUGUUUGCUUUCACACUUUGCAAUGAGUACCCUUUAAUAAUAAUAAUAAAAAAUGCCCAUUGUGACAGCUUUAGGAAUGCCUUAUGAAGCAGCAGCUUGUUUGCGUCACCAAAUGCUGUGAAACUGUAAUAGGACAUAAUAAUGCAAUUAAGGUGUAUAAAUGUCCACAUAGCUUAAAGAGAUUAUUUGUUACUCGGAAUUCGAGCAUAUUAGAAUUAGUUAUAAAAUAAUUGGUGUUCACGCCCCAGUGUUUUAGUCAGAAUGAGAUUAUUGUAAUUAAUAUGGAAAUUUUUCUCUGCAUGUAUCCAGAGUCAUUACGAGAGCAACAUUCAGACCUGCAAUGCAGAAACAGGGAUGGGAAUAAAACCACGKACCUGUUUGAAUACACGAGAAUUCGAGAAGAGGGUCUCCAUUAAGCAGUUCAGGAAAACCCAGAUCAGUUGUAUGAUAAUUGUGACAGACCUGUUGUGAAGCAAGUAUAACUCGUCACUGCAAUUACAUUUAAAUGAAAUGGCUUUAAARCGAAGACCAAGCGAUUAAUCAUCAGAGAGUGCCAGAACAAAUCUGCCACGAUGCUGACUCCACUGUUAGACUCCACCGUUUGACUCCCAGCUUCACCCAUCAAACAGAUUUUCAUUUUUUUCUGAGUUAACUCAUCGAGAAGGCAAAGUAAAUAAUCCAAGACAGUUUAAUUCUCUGCUGUUUUUACUCAUUUUUUUUCCUUUGGACUAUGCAUGCUGUGCAGUUGAGGCUUUUAUUUCAUCAUAAUUCCGUUAUAAUUACAAGGCUGUCAUUGGGAAGGCAUUCAGCCUGUGAAAUACCAUUUGGACUUCAUACAAUGAUCUAUGGGUUUGACUUAACCCUCAUGUAAUGUAUUAUGGAGACCUUGAGUGGAAAAUUGCUUUGUCAGUUACUGUUUGCCCUUUAUUGAGAACUGUAUUUUAUACCAUGGUUCCACAUGAACGAAAUGGCUGCUGUUGCCUCGCAUGAAUCAAUAUGGGAACAACGGUCUGCAAUCACAAAUCCCAACAUUUUCACUUAAAUAUCAGAAAUAAUAAAUAAAUAAUUCCAGCUUUCUUGCUAUGUAUUCAGCACCGUAUGACUGGAAAAAAAAAACACGUGUAAAAUUGAAAUGCAACAGCAGCAAACGAGAGAGAUUGUCAUUUUUAUGACUCUUUCAUAAACCAUUUAAAUUGGAUGUCUGAGUCAUUUAUCUGGUUUACACAGCUCCUGGACUGUACUAAUAUUUGUUCACUCCUUGCAUAUUAAAUACCAAGGCUUAACAAAAUGAGCUUUCUCAAGGGGGGGAUUGGUCUUGUUGUCUAAGGCAACUUGGUGUCAAAAUAGAGCUCUGUUAAAUAAUAAUAAUAAUUAAAAAAAAGACUGUUUUCUGUGAAAUCGCUUCUUAUUUUGAUUCCAGUAGCAUUAAAAAAUGUUAUUUAUUGUCACCCA